Lodderomyces beijingensis is the source of this 1488-nucleotide messenger RNA. The record is from the annotation of a GenBank genome assembly. Lineage: Eukaryota; Fungi; Ascomycota; Pichiomycetes; Serinales; Debaryomycetaceae.
AUGUCCCCGGCUCCGCGAAAGAAGCAAAAGACGGGGGUGAACGACUACAAUGGAUGGGCUGUUCCCGCUGGCGAUGUGCAAGUUCCCACGCUCGAUGCAGAUGAUACUACCCCCAAACAGUUUUUCGACCUAUACAUCAGCUCGAGAAAGCCGGUGAAACUCACGAGUCGAGAAGGGUUGGUCCCGCUAACAAAGUUCAAACUUGACCGUCUCUAUGAGACUUUACAGUAUGGAGACGAGGAAGAUGAGUUGCAAGUCGAGCGAUUGCACAGUGGUGGGUUCGGCUCGGGACAGAAGCGGGUCAAGAUGAAGUUGAGCGAGUUGAUGGACAAGUUGAAACUGGGCGAUGGCGAUUACUAUUUGACAACGCAGUAUAAAGAGAGUGGUGACCUCGAGGUGGAUCCCGUGGAGCAACCAGACGAGGAAGACGAAGAAGACGAGGAAGAGGAAGAAGAACAAGAGGUGGACCAUUUUGCGGAGACUUUAUCAUUCGAUAUCAACAAUCUUCGGGAUGACUUUGAUGAGGGGGAAGAUGAAGAAGGGGGUGACACGAUUGCGAUGGACCAGGACGAGGCGGUUGAACGAGUAUCGGAACUCUACCAACGACCCUUGUCUAAUCUUGCCCAGUCUGACAUACUACCGCUUCACCCAAAGAUAGUUCCAACAUUGAUCCCACAGCAGAUCAAUCUAUGGAUGGGCAAGACUCAAAAGUCAGGCAACUACAAAGUAGAUUUGACAACCCCAUUGACUGACCUAGACAAACAGAUACCGUCAAAUGGCUCUAGUUCAGGUCUACACCACGACCAUGCCGAUAACUUGUACAUAUUGGUGCAAGGACGGAAACGAUUUACAAUCUUUAGUCCCGCGGAUGCAAAGAAAUUGUACACUUGGGGCAACAUUGCGAGAGUCUAUGGCAACGGCGUCAUUGACUACAAGAGAGAUGCAAAUGCACCGGAGUGGAUGAGUAUUAGAGACGACGGCGCAAUUGAAGAAGACGUCUUGCGCUGGCAACAGGGACACAAUGGUGAUGGACAAGACGAGUUGCUGGUGGAGAACACCAGAGUGGAUCUGACACACCUGCUCGAUGGAGAAUCGCUCGAUCCGCCUAGUUUUUCCAAAAUCCCGCCCGCGCUACUCCAUCUUGACGAAAUGGAUGAAGCCACCAGACAACACGUGGAGGCAUUUGCCCUGGAGCACUUUCCUGGUGUACUACAGUUGAACAAGAUGACCGUUUGGCUAGAACAAGGCGAGAUGCUAUACCUACCUGCCGGCUGGUUCCACGAGGUUUCGAGCUUUGGCGUGGAGGAUAACCACGCUGCCGGGGCAGAUGUACAUAUUGCGCUAAACUAUUGGUUUAUUCCUCCAAACAAAAACGAGUUUGAGGAUCCGUAUAGAGACGACUAUUGGCGAGAAGAUUGGCAAGUCACCCUACAAGCGCUCGGGUUAUUGAAAAGUGGCGGCGACGAGCACGAAGAUGCCAAGGAUUGA